This is a messenger RNA of Dendronephthya gigantea, 2255 nucleotides long. Its product is annotated as integrator complex subunit 9 homolog. Gene Ontology annotation, cellular component: integrator complex. Gene Ontology annotation, biological process: snRNA processing. The record is from RefSeq and is a predicted model, not a curated record. The transcript has 24 exons. Bases 184 to 2133 code for a protein of 649 amino acids. NCBI's taxonomy places the organism in Eukaryota, Metazoa, Cnidaria, Anthozoa, Malacalcyonacea, Nephtheidae.
UCAAGAUGGUUGCCAAUUUUGCCAAUGUGCAAAUGUGCAGUAGCGAACUGUGUGCAGUCAGUUCACUGUGUGCAGUGUGUGCAUUUUCUCCGUUUUAGUGGGAAACCAGAUGUGGUUUUUUGUGGUCCAUUAGUCUUUCGUUGUUUUAUUGUUUAUUGAUCAAACGCGUGGUAAAUAUCCGAAAUGAAACUGUAUUCUCUUGGCAGAAGUUGUAAAGCACCAUGCUUUGUCUUGAAAUUCAAGCAAGCAACGGUCAUGUUGGAUUGCUCAUUGGAUAUGACACCAGCACUUCAUUUUACACCUAUGAAUUUAGUUGAAAAGAAGCAAAGUCAAUGUUUUGGCAAGCCUUGGUUUACUAGAGAGUUGCAAGAUAUUGAUGGCUUUGUGGAUGAAAAUAAUAUAAUAGAUGUUGGGGGAAAUCUUUUUGUGGAUAGUGAACCUGAGGUUCUACCACCUGAGGUUGAUUUGCUAGAUAUGUCCACUAUUGAUGUGAUAUUAAUAUCAAACAGUUUCUUUAUGUUUGCACUGCCAUACAUCACUGAGCAUACAAACUUCUCUGGUACAAUUUAUGCAACAGAACCUACGCUUCAAAUGGGAAGUGAACUGAUGCAAGAAAUGGUUACAUUUGCUGAGCGAGUACCAAAGUUAGUUAAUGGCACAGCAUGGAAAAAAGCUGAAAUUAAGAGGUUGCUUCCAGCGCCAUUGAAAGACUGUCGUAAUGUUGAAUCCUGGUGUACAUUAUACAGUAUUCAUGAUAUAAAAUCAAGUAUAGCAAAGAUACAAACUGUUGGAUUUUCAGAGAAACUGGAUCUAUUUGGUGUCCUCCAAUUAACUCCAGUGAGUUCAGGUUUUUCUGUUGGUAGCUGCAAUUGGAUAAUACAAUCUGAAUACGAAAAGAUAAGUUAUUUAUCUAGCUCUUCGUCGUUCACGACUCAUCCUCAACCAUUUGAGCCAAAUUGUUUGAAAGGAAGUGAUGUACUGAUAUUAUCAGGACUGACAGACUCGCCCAUUUCCAACCCAGAUAUCAUGCUGGGAGAAUUCUGUACUAAUUUAGCGAAUACAAUCAAAGGUGGAGGAAAUGUUUUAGUGCCGUGUUUUCCCUCCGGUGUCAUUUACGACCUAUUUGAGUGUCUACAAUCAUACAUGGACAGUGCUGGACUAACCUUUACACCAAUAUACUUCAUUUCACCUGUCGCUGACAGUUCUUUGGCUUAUUCUAAUAUUUAUGCUGAGUGGUUGUGCCAGAGCAAGCAGUCGAAAGUGUAUCUCCCAGAACCACCAUUUCCGCAUGCUGAGCUUGUAAAGAAUGGAAAACUAAAGCACUUUCCAAACCUCCAUGAUGGCUUUAGUAACACAUUUAAAACACCUUGUGUGGUGUUUACUGGUCAUCCAUCAUUGCGAUUUGGCGAUGUCGUUCACUUUAUUGAAAUGUGGGGAAAUUCAAGUUCCAAUACUAUAAUUUUUACAGAACCUGGAUUCCCGUUUUUAAACGCUUUGGCUCCAUAUCAGCCACUUGCUAUGAAGAGUUGUUAUUGCCCAAUAGAUCCCAGGUUGAAUUUUGGUCAAGUAAACAAAACACUAAGAGAGAUGAAGCCACGUUUCGUCGUCAUUCCUGAAGAAUACACAGCUCCUCCACCACUGCUACCGCACAGAACAGAUCUUGUAGUACAGUUCGACAACGAUAGUCACAUGUUACCCAUCAGUUACCCUCAUGUUAUCGAUAUUCCUGUUUCUCGAAGUUAUGAAAAAGUAUCCCUGUCAAACAAGCUUGCAACAAUGUUGUGUCCACAGGAAGUACGGGCUGGCACCGCUGUAGCUAUGGUGAAUGGUAUACUACAAAAUAAGAAUAACAAAUACACACUUCAACCAUUUGAGAGAUCAUCAGAAGGUUCAUCAUCCAAUAAGUGUUUAUGUGGUGAUUUAAUGGUCGAGGAAAUGGUAGCGUCUCUCGCAAAGAGGGGAAUAACAGAUGUACAGGUUGAACAAACGCCAAAUGGGCAUACGGUACAUCUCAACGAUGAUGAUGCUGUGGUUACAUUAGAGCGGGGAAGUACUCAUAUUAUAACACAUGGAAAUGACCAGCUCAGAAAGACAAUUAGAGACGCAUUGUUGGACUGUUUAUCACAGAUGUGAUUGAUUUGUCUCAGAGGUUAUUUAGUGUUGGUAUGAGUUGAAUUGCAGAUGAUGCAUUCUGCCAUAAUCCAGUGGCGUAGCCAGCACGAUGAUUGGAGGGGGCAUAUUCAUAUAUUUGUGAU